UUCUUGCUCUGUCGCUCUGCCUCAUUGUCACACCACCCAGCUCUCUCAGGCUGCCUCAUAUAUAGACUCACUCAUGGUCAGUUCUGGGCACAAAGUGUGUCCUGGUGAGGCUGGGGUCGGCUCUCCACUUGCGAGUUCCUCUGAAGGCACCAGAAGAGGUCUCUUGGAGUGGCUGGAUGACACAGAACUAGAGUGGCAUCUUUUUAAGCACAAUGGAUAACGCCCACGGUCCAGAGGUCAAGUUCAGACUGGACGAGGGCACUGCGCGUCCCACGAACCUGAGGGGGCAGUGGUCAAGCAAAAUGGAGUUUAUUUUGGCUGUUGCGGGACAGAUUAUUGGCCUGGGAAAUGUGUGGAGGUUUCCUUACCUCUGCUACAAAAACGGAGGAGGGGUGUUCUUUAUCCCGUACAUACUUUUCCUCUUCACCUGUGGCAUCCCCUUGUUUCUGCUGGAGACGUCACUCGGCCAGUAUACAAAGCAGGGAUGCAUCACCUGCUGGGCCAAAAUUUGUCCUCUGUUUGAAGGGAUGGGUUAUGGCAGUCAGGUGGUUGUUUUAUACUCCAGUAUCUAUUAUAUCAUAAUUCUAGCCUGGGCAUUCCUGUAUCUCUUCUCGUCCUUCAACUCUGAACUUCCAUGGGCGACCUGCAGGAACAGCUGGAACACAGAGAACUGCGUGGAGUUUGAUCAAAGACCAGAUUAUUUCAACAUGACUAUACCUGAAAAUGCAACUUCACCAGUGACAGAGUUUUGGGAGAGAAGAGUUUUAAAUAUCACGGGCAACAUCAAUGAGUUGGGCAGUAUUAGAUGGGAGUUGGCUCUCUGUCUGCUGUUGUCUUGGAUCGUCUGCUACUUCUGCGUGUGGAAAGGAGUGAAGUCUACCGGGAAGGUGGUUUACGUUACUGCUACUUUUCCUUAUGUGAUGCUUGCUGUGUUGCUCAUUCGUGGCAUCACGUUGCCUGGAGCUAUGGAUGGGAUCAAGUUCUACCUUUACCCAGAUCCAUCCCGCCUCGCCGACCCGCAGGUUUGGAUGGAUGCUGGGACACAAAUCUUUUAUUCCUAUGCAAUUUGUAUUGGUUGCCUAACUGCUUUGGGCAGCUACAAUAAGUACAACAACAACUGCUACAAGGAUUGUGUAUAUUUGUGCCUUUUGAACAGUGGAACCAGUUUUGUUGCUGGUUUUGCCAUCUUCUCUGCCCUUGGAUUCAUGGCCUAUGAGCAGAACACAGACAUAUCAAAGGUGGCAGAAUCAGGACCAGGUUUGGCGUUUAUCGCCUACCCUCGAGCAGUCGCCAUGAUGCCUUUUCCUCAACUUUGGGCCAUUUUCUUUUUCAUUAUGAUCAUUCUUUUGGGGUUGGACAGUGAGUUUGUAGGUCUGGAAGCUCUCACAACAGCAGUAUCUGACCUGUAUCCCUCCUUCUUCCUUGUCGGCCAUCGGCGAAAAAUCCUGCUUCUGUUCGUCUGCGUCUUCAGCUUCUUCAUUGGUCUUUUCAUGGUGACGGAAGGUGGACUGUACAUCUUUCAGGUGUUUGACUACUAUGCCUGCAGUGGAAUGACUCUGCUUCUGUUUGCUAUCCUGCAGUCUGUGUGCAUUGGUUGGGUGUACGGCGCUGACCGUUUUUACAACGUCAUCGAGGACAUGAUCGGAUACAGGCCUUUUCCCCUUAUAAAGUACUGUUUGAAAUACGUCACUCCAGUGAUCUGCAUGGGGACUUUUAUUUUUUCCCUGGUUAAGUACACCCCUCUGAAGUUCAACAACGCAGUAGAGUACCCAUGGUGGGGUUACGCUCUUGGCUGGUGGUUAACUCUCUCCUCAACACUCAUCGUUCCCCUCUGGAUGCUGUACAAUCUGGUCAUUACUCCUGGGACCCUCCGAGAGAGGAUCUCUAUAUUGUGCACUCCAGCUGAAGACCUUCCUCUGACCAAAUCAGACAAGAAAGCUCUUGAACUUCUCAGCUUGCCCCCGUCUCAGCGCAGCUCGGAGCGACGAGAUGAAUCAGCCCCAGAGUACGAGACAAACAAGUGGUGAACCUGCUCCCUUUGCACCAUCUUUAAGAUGAUAGUUAGACCCCAAAACAGCUCUGCAUUUUCAUUUGAACAAGCCAUUUGCGGGAAAUUUUAACGCACAAAAACGUUUUGAAUUCCUCAAAUAUGUGUUUCCUUUAUUGUUGAGUUCAUAAAGUAUCAUUAUUUAACAAGCAGGGCACUUCAAAUAUGUUACUUUUGAGCACUGCAGAGUUUAAAACUCUGUAUUAAAUGUUUUUUUGUAUUUUUCUUUGUAUUUGUGCAAAAAGAAAAUAAGCCAAAAGUGUUUUCUUCUUUGGCAAGAGUAGCUUUGUGCCAAUUGGAAUCUUAUAAAUCCUGUUACAUUGAUUUGGACUAUUUUAACCGACUUUUACCAUCCCGUCAGCACAGACAGGAUUUGGCAUGAGCUUGUUAAUACAAUCAAAAACGCAUUGAUAUUCAAAAACACAGCCAAGAAAUCCCAAAAACUCUAGGCGGCUCUUUAGUCGCACAUUUUGAUUACAACUUGAUUGAAUUGUUCCCUAUUUCCUUGAAUACUCCUUUGGUGUAUAUAUUUUUUCAAAACAGCUACAGAUUAUUCAUAUCCCUGGCAGGUUUAUGUAUAAAGUGCUUCUUGGUUUUCCCAACAUAGCCAAGGCUGCUUGUAAUAUUUUCAGCAGCCCAACUUGAAUCUGAUAGUGAAUCUGUGGACGGAGCUAAAUAUUAGGUUGAUGGCAAAGAAGCUGUCCGACCUGCAAAUCUAAACCUGCCUGGGGUAUUAAUAAUUUUGGUCUUAAGUGUGAUUUUAAUCUGAAGGUCAAGAUAAAACCUCCAGAUGCUGGAUUAUUGGACAGUUUCAGUUUGACCCUGGUUAUGGUGUUCUUUACUAAGAUUUAAAAUUAUAAUUCAUCAUGUCAAUGUAAAAAGGAGGAUGUAUAAAUGUGGCAUUUUCUUUCAGUCUUUUGUACCCCAGUGGCCUUGAAUGAGGGGGCAAAUCUAACUGUGCCAGGCGCUAAUUCGUUACCAGAGUUUACAUAAUGACUCGUGUGUCUCCAGUCACCCUUUUACAACCACACCAAGCCGGCACAGAUUCUCAGCGCUGUUUAUUUAACGGGGUGUGGAAUGUCGAAUGCUAAUAGGUAAAGACCUCUGGGUUUGGUGGCCUGAGGGAGUGCUGUGGCGUUACACAGCGUGCCAGAGCCGACGUGCCUUAAAACGGCUGCUUCAGGGCUCAGCUGGGGUCAAAUCUUAAAGUAUAGAAAACAUCUCUGUUUCAAAUUAGAACCCCAAUCUGAUCACAAUCUCAGUUGUUCCUUCGGAUUUGCAGAAAAUUCAACAGAAAAUGUUUUGGAUUGCUGUGACCUAAAGUUAAAGAUAUACAAAAAAUGUCAAAUGAGUUGUUUAUUCCAUCUAAUAAGAUUUUAAUGCUUUUACUAUCAUUACGUACAGAUUAGUGGUGACACACGCUGCCAACCUAAAGUUGUGCCAUAACUUAAAAAAAUGCCAAAUUUGUGUCCAUCCACACAAGUUUUGAUGUUGACUAUUUGUCCCUUUUGUAGAAUGUAUUAUUUUCUUGGACAGCGUGUCUGACGCACAUGUGGGCUUUCAGCUAUUACUGAAUGAUGAAUUGUCUCUGAGUUGAAUUUUGUGUUUAAGCAUUGAACUGUCUUUUUUAAACAUUUUAAGAUGCAAUAUUUUUUUCUGGUCAGAGACAAAAGAGAGUCUAUUUUUUUAUUCAGAUUUAACGUCACCAAGUGGCUUUUAGUUUUAUCCCGCAGAAAGGGAUUAACAUGUACAGGCAUUAGUAACAGACUUUAUGAAACAUCUUGGCAAUGAAAUGCAAAAAUAUAAACAUUUCUUAGCUUUUAUAAUCAAUUACUGUCUAGUAUUUGUUACUGACGCUGCUUUAAAGGACUAUUUACAAUGCAAAGAAAGACAAAUUGCGGAGAGUGGGAGAGCGGUCAAAGUUGCGUUCAGUUUUGAAUUAAAUGUGAUGAUUGUUCAGAUUUGUUGACUCACACUUUGAAUCUCAAUAAGUAUGUGAAAUAUAUGUAUUUUUGACAGUUAUGUACAUGUUAUUUCCUCAACCUAACUUUUCACAUGUUUAAUUCAAGAUUUUUUAUUUUUUCAUAAUUUGGAGGGUUUUGUUUAUACUGUUUUGUGUGAUUUUUGCAUCAUGUCUUACUAAAAGUUGUCAAUAUUGAUCACUGAUGGGGUCUUUCUUGUGAGGCUGGGAAACAUGUAAAGUGUAAGAAGUGAGCUAAGGAUACGGUUUAGUAUGUGUGUGAUUGACAUUGUUGAAUUUGUUUUGCAGAUUCAAACAUUGAACACUGUCUAUUUUUAAAACAUAAUACAUAAACGAACAGCUGUUAGAAAUUAUGUCUUCCUCCUGGUAGCUCAUUAUUCCUUCAAACUAACUGAUAACGGUGGCUCAGUACCUCAAAUCGUAAAAUAAAAAUGUGGUUGCAAUAACAAUAGACAAUGAAUCAUUUAUGAACAUUUCAUACUGACCUGUUACUGGCUGGUGUCUAGCAAAGUUUGAUAUUUGAAAAUGUUAAUAAAAGAAAUGAUUGGUUUUCACCUUU
Fundulus heteroclitus (mummichog) is the source of this 4587-nucleotide messenger RNA. Its product is annotated as sodium- and chloride-dependent GABA transporter 2. NCBI's taxonomy places the organism in Eukaryota, Metazoa, Chordata, Actinopteri, Cyprinodontiformes, Fundulidae. The transcript is spliced from 15 exons. Gene Ontology annotation, biological process: sodium ion transmembrane transport. Gene Ontology annotation, cellular component: membrane. The record is from RefSeq and is a predicted model, not a curated record. Bases 213 to 2027 code for a protein of 604 amino acids.